CGACGGAAGAUCGGUGGAGGCCUUCAUUGGCGCGUCCGCAGUUGUACAGUCCUUGUCGCGAAGAUGGUCGCCCCUGCCUCGUCGCUCCGCUCGGCCGCAUCCCGCUUCGUCCACAACGAUUGCGCACUACCGCUCUUUUGCGACUCGUACACGCGCAACAAUAAGAACACGGGGCAUAAGAACCUCCGCUGCUUCCCGCACUGCUGCGGGUCGCACCGCCCCAACUCGUUCUGCGGCAUGUCAGUCGUCGUCGAGCACGCGGCGCGCCCCGACACGGCCGACCGCGUCGUGAGCUACAGCCGCUUUGAGGUCGCGCCCGAGGCGCAGAUUGUACCGGCGAUCCCGAUUGGCGCGCGCGUCCACGCGACGCUCAUCGAGGCGGACCUCAAGACGCCCGAGCAGCCCCUCGGUAGCUGGAUGGAAGGCGAGCCGAUCACGGUGAUCGAGCUGCCGACGGACGUGCUGCGCUUCGAGUACAACGGCAAUCGCCAGUGCUGGCACUAUGGCUGGCGCUCGAACCGCUUCAACUGCACGACCAAGCACGUGCUCAUGGUGUACGUCUUUGAGCAAGCGGGCGCGGACGAGCUCGAGUGUAUUGACGUGCUCUCGUCGCCGCAGUUUACCGUCUGCUCGAGUCGCCGCAGCUCCAAGGCGCUCGCGCCCGAUGCGGCUCCGUCGCUGCCGGCGUCGGACGACGAAGACACGACCAGGAGCAGGCGACUGGUCCGCGACCAAAGCGUCCGCUCGCCUUCCUCGUCGUCCUACGGCGUGCGUCGCGCCCACUCGCCGCCGCCCGAGGCAAGCCAGGCGACCAAGCGGCCCCGGACGUCGUCGCCUUCGGACCGCGACCGCGCGAUCGUCGACGCGCUGGCGUUCUGGGAUCUCUGCCUCGCAACCAUGAACGUGCGGGUCACGUCCAUCGUCCAGCGCGAGUCGCCGUUCUACGACGCGUUCAACGCGAUCCUCGCGGGUCUCUUUCGCCAGGACUUUGUGCACUUUGUCCGGCAGCAUUUGCGCGCGCCGCCGAUGCCGGACUUUCUCGCGUCCUUUGAGGAGCUUUUGGUCGCGGUCGCCGCGCAGAUCAAGCAGGCGCUUGGCCACACGUCGCUCUCGCAGUGGCUCCAGCUCGUGCAGCUCGACGCCGAGUGGCACCCGACCGCGACCAUUGGCACGUGGCUGCCCGUCUACAUUGCGUUUGUCGAAAACAUGCAACACGCGCAAUGGUACUCGGGCAACGUCGUCCACAGCGACAGCCUCCUCAUGGGCACGUGGCGGCGCGAGUCGAGCGUCAAGCACUCGAGCCUCGUGGUCGCGACGGCGCUCGACUACAGCUCGCUUUACUGGACGUGCUCGAGCCUCGGCCCAAAUACCAUCCAGGUGCGCUGGGACGACGCGCUCUGCGGGCCGUGGAUCGUGCUGCAACUGGAGCACGAGAACUCGGCCAUGCCCCAAGUGCACACGCAGCUGCUCUCGAUCGGCGGGCUCUCGUCCAUCGGCACCGAGUGGCUCCUCUGCGGCACGCGCGCUUGGCGCGAAAACCAAGAUGACACUCUCGUCAUCGAGUGGUACUAUUGGCCCAAGGUGCUUGGCGCGCCGCGGAAGCGCAUGCGUGAGCGCUUCACGCUGCUCCCGAGCUCGUCCGACCGGCUCAUGUGCCAGCUCUUUGUCGAGUACUCGGACGCCGUGCCGCUCAUGGACCCCGUUGACAUGGUGCAGCGCAUUUUACUGCCCGCGAAUUGGCAAGUGCAGCAGAUGAUCCCGCAGUACUACGCCCGCUGCGGCGCAGCCAUCGAAGCGUACGACGCAGACCAGUAGACAACGAUUCCAUGCUAUCGAACUAAUAUAAACUAACUACCGGUAGCACCAUGGCAACGAGCAUCGCAGCUGCUCGACCCUUUGCCGUCCCCAAAGGCAACUUCGGAUACGGUCCAAACCGCACUUUAUCGAGCACAUGUGGCGUACUUACAGGAUGUGAUCCAUGACGCUGAUUCCACGCAACCGUGGGCUUUCGU
Messenger RNA from Saprolegnia diclina VS20, 2012 nucleotides. RefSeq lists its product as hypothetical. The transcript is spliced from 8 exons. The record is from RefSeq and is a predicted model, not a curated record. NCBI's taxonomy places the organism in Eukaryota, Oomycota, Saprolegniomycetes, Saprolegniales, Saprolegniaceae. The coding region runs from base 64 to 1815 and encodes 583 amino acids.